AUGGCUAAUGAACGAACAUUUCUAAGUUGGAUCAGAACAGCCAUGACCUUGGUUACAUUCUCCAUUGGAUUUCUUCAAAUCUAUCGAUUAGAUAUGAAAUCAAAUAAUAAAGUGAUAGAUGAAACCACCGGGGAAGAAUACGAUAUUGGUGAUAAAGCUAAUAAAGUAUAUCAAUCCUUAGCUAAACCGAUAUCAACCCUAUGUAUUGUGUUGGGGAUCUUAGGAUGUAUAUUUGGAUUAAUAAGAUAUUUCCAAGUUCAAUUCUUAUUAAUCCGGAAUUACUUUCCUGCUACAAGAUUAUUUAUUAUCAUAUUGAUUAUAAUUAAUUUAGCCAUGUUGAUAUUGUUGAUUUUGUUGGAUAUAAAGUUAACUAUAUAG
Molecule: messenger RNA, 378 nt
Organism: Scheffersomyces coipomensis
Lineage: Eukaryota; Fungi; Ascomycota; Pichiomycetes; Serinales; Debaryomycetaceae
Exons: 1
Coding region: 1-378 (125 amino acids)
Source: RefSeq, a predicted model, not a curated record